Messenger RNA from Budorcas taxicolor (takin), 11306 nucleotides. RefSeq names its product myosin phosphatase Rho interacting protein (gene MPRIP). Gene Ontology annotation, molecular function: actin filament binding. Gene Ontology annotation, cellular component: actin cytoskeleton. Gene Ontology annotation, biological process: actin filament organization. The transcript is spliced from 24 exons. Lineage: Eukaryota; Metazoa; Chordata; Mammalia; Artiodactyla; Bovidae. Bases 90 to 7157 code for a protein of 2355 amino acids. The record is from RefSeq and is a predicted model, not a curated record.
CGCGCGCUCUCUGAGGCUCUGGCCUGCGUGCGCGGCUGGAGGCGGCGGCCGGGGAUGCGGCGGCGCCCGGCCUGAGCCCGCGCCCGGCCAUGUCGGCGGCCAAGGAGAACCCGUGCAGGAAAUUCCAGGCCAACAUCUUCAACAAGAGCAAGUGUCAGAACUGCUUCAAGCCCCGCGAGUCGCAUCUGCUCAACGACGAAGACCUGACGCAGGCAAAGCCCAUUUACGGCGGCUGGCUGCUCCUGGCUCCAGAUGGGACGGACUUCGACAACCCAGUGCACCGGUCUCGGAAAUGGCAGCGCCGGUUCUUCAUCCUCUACGAGCACGGCCUCUUGCGCUACGCCCUGGACGAGAUGCCCACAACCCUCCCACAGGGCACCAUCAACAUGAACCAGUGCACAGACGUGGUGGACGGGGAGGGCCGGACGGGCCAGAAGUUCUCCCUGUGCAUUCUGACCCCCGAGAAGGAGCACUUCAUCCGGGCCGAGACCAAGGAGAUCAUCAGUGGGUGGCUAGAGAUGCUCACAGUCUAUCCCAGGACCAACAAGCAGAACCAGAAGAAGAAGCGGAAGGUGGAGCCCCCCACACCACAGGAGCCAGGGCCGGCCAAGAUGGCUGUCACCAGCAGCAGCAGCAGCAUCCCCAGUGCUGAGAAAGUCCCCACCACCAAGUCCACACUCUGGCAGGAAGAAAUGAGGGCCAAGGACCAGCCAGACGGGAGCAGCCUGAGUCCAGCUCAGAGUCCCAGCCAGGGCCAGCCUCCUGCGGCCAGCACCCUGAGGGAGCCAGGGCUUGAGGGCAGAGAUGAGGAGAGUGCCACAAGUGGUGACCGCGUGGACUGUGGCCGCAAAGUCCGGGUGGAGAGCGGCUACUUCUCCCUGGAGAAAACCAAGCAGGAUGUGAGGGCCGAGGAGCAGCAGCUGCCCCCACCGCUCUCCCCGCCCAGCCCGGGCGCCCCCACCAACAGGUACAGCGACUCCAGCCCACCCUCCUGCAAGCCUGGCCAUCCCCUUCCUCCCCCAGGUCCUCAGUUCCCUGCCCGAACCGUCUGCAGCAGCUCCUUCAACUCCUUGGAUGUGGCCAGCCAUCCCCCUGCCCAUGUGGACUCCGGCAGUGCUGGGGGGCGGGGAGCAGAGAGACCGGGGCGUGCCUAUGCCUUUAAAGCCAGCAGGCAGUAUGCCACCCUGGCCGACGUCCCUAAGGCCAUCAGGAUCAGCCACCGAGAAGCCUUCCAGGUGGAGAGAAGGCGGCUGGAGCGCAGGACUCGGGCCCGGAGCCCUGGCAGGGAAGAGGUGGCCCGUCUGUUUGGCAACGAGCGGAGGAGGUCCCAGGUAAUAGAGAAGUUUGAGGCCCUGGACACAGAGAAGGCAGAGCACAUGGAGACCAACUUGUCCACCGGGCCCUCAGCCUCAAGUGACACUCGACAAGGCCGCAGCGAGAAGAGGGCGUUCCCUAGGAAGCGGGACCUCCCCAGCGAAGCUCCUCUCCCAGAUGCCUCGGCCUCCCCACUGUCUCCACACCGAAGAGCCAAGUCACUGGACAGGAGGUCCACGGAGUCCUCCCUGACGCCCGACCUGCUGAAUUUCAAAAAAGGCUGGCUGACCAAGCAGUAUGAGGAUGGCCAGUGGAAGAAGCACUGGUUUGUCCUUGCUGAUCAAAGCCUGAGGUUCUACAGGGACUCGGUGGCUGAGGAGGCAGCCGACUUGGAUGGGGAAAUUGACUUGUCUACGUGCUGCGAUGUCACAGAGUACCCAGUGCAGAGAAACUAUGGCUUCCAGAUCCAUACGAAGGAGGGCGCCUUCACCCUCUCUGCCAUGACGUCCGGAAUCCGGAGAAACUGGAUCCAGACCAUCAUGAAGCACGUCCACCCGACCUCUGCCCCGGAUGUGACGAGCUCGCUGCCGCAGGUGCAGGCCCGGAGCGGCUCCCCCUCGGAGACGAGGCCGCUGGAGAAGCAGGACGGGGAGCUUGGGGAGCCCGACCCUGAGCAGAGGAGGAGCCGGGCGCGUGAGCGCAGGCGCGAGGGCCGCUCCAAGACCUUCGACUGGGCCGAGUUCCGCCCUAUCCAGCAGGCCUUGGCCCAGGAGAGGGCCGGUGGCCCUCGGGCCGAGGCGGAGCCCGGGGAGCUGGAGCGGGAGCGCGCACGCCGGCGGGAGGAGCGGCGCAAGCGCUUUGGGACGCCUGACGUGGAGGGGCCCAGUGCCGACGAUGCGGCCCUGCGCAUGGAGGUCGACCGGGGCCUGGGGCCGCCCACAGCUGCGGAGCUCAGGACCCAGAAUGUGCAUGUGGAGAUCGAGCAGCGCUGGCAUCAGGUGGAGACCACCCCGCUCCGGGAGGAGAAGCAGGUGCCCAUCGCCCCCCUGCACCUGUCCUCCGAAGACGGCAGCGACCGACUCUCCACGCCCGAGCUGACCUCGCUGCUGGAGAAGGAGUUGGAGCAGAGCCAGAAGGAGGCCUCAGACCUUCUGGAACAGAACCGACUGCUGCAGGACCAGCUGAGGGUGGCUCUGGGCCGGGAGCAAAGCGCCCGGGAGGGCUAUGUGCUGCAGACCGAAGUGGCCACCUCCCCGUCCGGCACCUGGCAGAGGCUCCACAGAGUCAACCAGGAUCUGCACGGCGAGCUGGAGGCCCAGUGCCAGCGCCAGGAGCUCAUCACACGGCAGAUUCAGGCCCUGAAGCGCAGCUACGGGGAGGCCAAGGAUGCGAUCCGGCACCACGAGGCCGAGAUCCGGAGCCUCCAGGCGCGGCUGGGCAACGCCGCCGCCGAGCUUGCCGUCAAGGAGCAGGCGCUGGCCAAGCUCCAGGGCGAGCUGAAGCUGGAGAAGGACAAGGUGCGCGAGCAGCUGGAGGAGCGGCAGCAGAGUGAGGCCGCGCUCAACGCCCAGCUGCGCACCAGCGAGCGAAAGCUCCAGAGCGCAGAGGCCCUGCUGCUGGGGAGGACGCAGGAGCUGCGGGACCUGGAGCGGCAGCAAGUGCUGCAGCGGGACCGGCACAAGGAGGUACAGCAGUUGCAGGAGCGCAUCGCCGACCUCAGCCAGCAGCUGGGUGCCAGCGAGCGGGCCCAGAGGCUGAUGGAGGAGAAACUGCAGAGGAACUAUGAGCUGCUGCUGGGGAGCUGCGAGCGGGAGAAGCAGGAGUUACUGCGGAGCCUGGCGGAGGCAGAGGACAGGGCCCGCGCCUUCGAGGGGCGGCUGCAGGAGCGCGAGCACCGGGUGGAGGCUCUGCAGGAGGAGAAGCUGAGCGCUGGGUCUGAGGGCAGCAAGGCGGUGCAGCGGCUGGAGGAGCAGCUGGAGAUGAAGGAGGCCAGCAUCCAGAAGCUGGCCGAGCAUGUGCAGAGCCUGCGCGAUGAGCGCGACCUGACGCAGCAGCGCUUCCAAGAGCUGCUGGGCCGCGUCUCCCUGUCCGAUGGGGAUGUAGCUGCACUGCAGGAGAAGCUGAGGGGAAGGGAGGCCGACUACCAGAGCCUGGAGCACUCCUUCAGGAGGGUGGCCGGCCAGCUCCAGGGCGCGCACACGCAGCUCCAAGAGAAGGAGGAGGAGCUGCGGCGCCUGCAGGAUGCACACGAGAAGGCGCUGGAGAGGGAGGGGCGGGGCCUGCAGCAGGCUCUGCUGGGGCCGUCCACCCUGGGGAGCAGCCUAGAUGAGGAAGACGAGAAGCUCCAGGCAGAGGGGGAGAUUGAACGGCGACUGGCCACAGAGUCUCUGGAGGAUGCUGAGGACAGCCUUGCUCGUGUGGGCCUGCAGUGCCAGACUGCCGGCAUGCCUCUGGGCCUGCCCUGCUUGGGGCUGGAGGACGUGGCCCCAGGGGAGGACCUGGGGGACAGCAGCCCCAGCAGAGAAGAGAGCACGGUGCCCCUGAGGUCAGAAGUGUCCUCAAAACCUGACCAGGGAGCACCUGGCAUUAAGAGGCAAAGAAUCCGAUUCUCCACGAUCCAGUGUCAGAAGUACACCCACCCUGACGGGUGUGAGAAGACCGGAGCCAGCAGCAUGUCCUCGGACACCAGUCAGGAGCACUCACCCUCGGAGGAAAGUAUGUCAUCAGAGGCUACCCCCAGCUCACUCCCCAUGCCCAGUGACCCAGAUGCUUACCUGUCCAUCAUCCACUCCCUGGAGACCAAGCUCUACGUCACGGAGGAAAAGCUCAAAGGCGUGACAGCGAGGCUGGAGAGCCAGCAGGGCCAGAGCCAGGAGGCCCUGUUUGCGCUGCACCAGCAGUGGGCCAGCACCGAGGCGCGGCUCUGCGAGCAGCUCCGAGCCAGCCUGCUCCAGGUCACUGCGCUGGCCGCCCAGCUGGAGCAGGAGAGGCAGGCCAGGGCGGAGGCGGUCGAGAGCCAUGUCGGGGAGCUCAGCGACGUCCAGGUGAAAAACAGCCAGGCCCUGGCUUGCCUGGAGAGCUGUAGAGAACAGCUGCGGUCCCUACCAGGGGACGCAGGAGCGGGGCCCUUGGCUGGUCUUGAGAGCCUGCUCAUGGGUGCUGUCCAGGCCCUGCAUCCCCGGCCAGCUUCCAUGGGGGAAACAGGCUUCUUUGAGGAGGAGAAGGCGCCAUCCCAGCAGCUGCCACACAUGCUUACACUGAGCGAGCAGGAGCAGCUGCAGCUCCUCUCUGAGCAGAUCGCUCUGGAAGCCGCCCUCAUAGACCAGAUUGCAGACUCGCUACGGAACACGACAUCAGACAUGUCGCAAGUCUUCCUGGAGAUCGCUCAGUCAGGACGGUGGCCGCUGGAGUCUGAAAGUGCUGUGGUCUGUCCAGGGGCCCCAGCAGAUGCCUGGGCCAAGAAGGUGCUGGUGGAUGGAGAGUUCUGGAGCCAGGUCGAGUCCCUGAGCUGGCACCUGGAGACGCUGGGAGGAGAGGCAGCCAGUGCCUCGGGAAGCAGGCAGCCAUGUGCCCGGCCAGCCCCAGCCCCUGCCCUGGCAGACGCCAUGUGGGUCAGGGCUGAGCUCAGUCUUGCCGCGUGCUCGAUGAGGGAGUCCCUCCACCGCAGGCUCCGGAGCAUCCAGGAGACCCUCCAGGGGACACAGGCAGCCCUGCAGCAGCACAGGUGCAUGCUGCAGGAGGUCCUGGGGGCCUACCGGACCCCUGCCUUUGAGAGGGUGAUGCAGCAGGUCUCGGAAGCCCUGCAGCUUCCACUGGGCACCAGAGACGGCGACCAGGUGUCCUGGGCCAGGCACCCACCGGUAGAAGCACCAAGUCAUCAGGACCCAGCCAGCUCCCUGGCUUGUCCCUUGUCCAGCCAGAGUUCUGGAGUCUUACCUGCUAUUCAGGAGGAGCUUGCCCUGCAGCUUAAAGAUAAGGCCAGUCUCCUGGGGGAGAUUUCUGCCUCCCUAACCUCACUUCCCUCUGUGGAGGUACUCGGGGACUGUCGGAAGCUCCUGCAGGCAUCCCAGCAUCUCUUGCGCCGUGCUUGUCUGGGAGGCCUUGGCCAGUAUUCUUCUUUAUUAGUUCAGGAUGCGAUUCUUCAGGCUCAGGUGUGUUAUGCAGCCUGCAGGAUCCGGCUUGAGUAUGAGAAUGAGCUCCGGGGCUACAAAGAGUCCUGGCUGGGCCAGGGGGCCCCCUACCAGGGGCAUGAGCAGGCCUUGGGGGCCCUGCAGGGGGAGUCCGAGGAGCUUCUCUGUAAGCAGAAGGGCGAGUACUUGGACGUGAUCGCCUUCACCCAAAGGGAGAACAUGGAGCUCCAGACCAAGGUCGCCCAGCUGGACCAGCAGCAGAGGCGUCUGGAGUUGGCGCAUGGCGAGCACGGCGAGAGCCUGGCUGCCCCACCAGAGCAGUUCAAAGAGGAGGUGGUCCAAGUGGAGGGCGUGCUGCAGGCCGCAUGUGGCAGGGUCCGGGGCCAGCCUGACACUGGGGCCAGGGCCGAGCAGGACCUGGGGGGGCGGCCUGUGGAGCAGGUGCAGGCCCUGGAGGCCAGGUUCCAGCUCAAGAUCAAGGAGCUCCAGACCAUCCAUGAGGAGGAGCUGCGGGCCCUGCAGGAGCACUACUCGCAGACCCUUCGGUGCCUGCAGGAGACUCUGUGCCACUACCGGGGCCAGCCCCCUUCUGGCUCACUGGCCAGUGGCGAGGCCGAGUCCUUGGCGGGGCUGAGGGAGCGUGUCCGGGAGCUGGAGGCGCAAGUGGACAUUCUGCGGGAGGAGCUGGAGCACCAGGACCCGGCGGGCGGCAUGGCCUCCCUGCAGGAGGAGCGCCAGAGGGACUUGGAGAGCCUCAAGGCCACGUGCGAGCGGGGGUUUGCAGCCAUGGAAGAGACGCACCAGAAGAAGAUCGAGGAGCUGCAGAGGCAGCACCAGCGGGAGCUGGAGAAACUGCGGGAGGAGAAAGACCGCCUCCUGGCUGAGGAGACCGCAGCCACCAUCUCAGCCAUUGAAGCCAUGAAGAAUGCCCACCGUGAGGAGAUGGAGCGGGAGCUGGAGAAGAGCCAGCGCUCCCAGAUCAGCAGCGUCAACGCGGACGUCGAGGCCCUGCGGCGGCAGUACCUGGAGGAGCUGCAGUCCGUGCAGCGUGAGCUGGAGGUCCUCUCGGAGCAGUACUCGCAGAAGUGCCUGGAGAACGCCCACCUGGCCCAGGCUCUGGAAGCCGAGCGGCAGGCCCUACGGCAGUGCCAGCGCGAGAACCAGGAGCUCAAUGCCCACAACCAGGAGCUGAACAACCGCCUGGCUGCAGAAAUCUCACGGCUACGGACACUGCUGACUGGGGACGCCGGUGGCGAGGCCGCUGGUUCGCCCCUCACACAGGGCAAGGACGCCUACGAGUUAGAGGUCUUGUUGAGGGUCAAGGAAUCAGAAAUUCAGUACCUGAAACAGGAGAUCAGCUCCCUCAAGGACGAGUUACAGACGGCACUGCGGGACAAGAAAUACGCCAGUGACAAGUACAAAGAUAUCUACACAGAACUCAGCAUUGUGAGGGCGAAGGCCGACUGUGACGUCAGCAGGUUGAAGGAGCAGCUGAAAGCCGCCACAGAAGCACUGGGUGAGAAGUCCCCGGAGAACCCGCCGGUGUCCGGAUAUGACAUCAUGAAGUCCAAGAGCAACCCUGAUUUCCUGAAGACAGACAGGUCCUGUGUUGGCCGGCAGCUCAGAGGCCUCAGGUCCAAGAGUCUGAAGGAAGGCCUGACGGUGCAAGAUCGCCUGAAGCUCUUUGAGUCCCGGGACCCGGAGCGCGACUAGUUGCUCCCGUGCAGUUUGGACACACCUCCCGGCCACAGCCCCCGUGCCACUCCUGUCCAUCCCUUCAUUUUUUAUUGUCGUCCUUGUUCUUGGUGUUGUCGUCUGCAUUGACUGUGGUUGGAUGCAUGAGAGACUGGCCUGUGGAUGGCUCGCUCCACUCCCUGUGGUCUUCAUUCAAGCUUUCCCUGGUUUCUGCAACCUGCCCUGCCUUGCCCCGGCGCUCUGUCAGUAUUACGGCCCAGCAGCCUGGGAUAAGCUAGCUCUGUCUCACCCCGCGCGCAGGCGGGGCAGGAGGGGCCACGAGGCUGUGCUGUGGGUCCCGUGCUGACAGCUCGCAGCCCAGGGAGGACCUGGAAGCCCAGGGUAGGGCUGAGCCUGCACCUGCCCCGUGGGCUUGGGGCGAGGGGAGCAGCUCUUACACAUCCGCUGACACCGCUUAGAGCCGCACCCCAGACCGUUGUGGUGAACCCUUCACAGCCUGGGAAAUGCUGCAAGCAGCCACUCCUAUUUUUGUCUGUUUUUUAUUAAAUCUUGCACAAAACCCGGCCCCUCUCAUUCCUUCCUAUGGUCAUUCUUUCUUGGUCACCAGGAACCCUACUCUUCCCACAUGAGGUGGAUGCUGCCCUGCAGCCUGGGUUCCAGGCUGGAAUCACAGUGACAGCAUGUUUCCUUAGAGUCACUGGAGGAGGAAGCUCACUCACCCCUCUGCCUUUCUGGAAAGAAGCCCCCUCUUGCUUUGGGGAAGGUUGACCAGAGACCCUGUUAUGUCAAGAAGGCAAAGAGGAUGUUGGAGCUAGAUGGAAACCGGCCGUUGUGAUGUGUGCUCACUCGAGCUGAGGCCCAGGGCACCGGGGCGCCCACGCAGGGCUGCACUUGCGCUUCUUUGUUCUUCGUGGCCUGAGUGACACGCUUCUAACUGCCACCAAGCAUCCUCCAGCACUAAUCCUGUGAGGACAGGAGCAGGGACACAGCCCCAGGGAAGCCCGCGUGGCAUCUGGCCAGCACUUGGGCGAGAGCCACAGGCUUGGGGUACGCAGGUACUUUGGGGGUGAAAACAUACACAUCAUUGUGCAGUUUCUAGAUGAACACAUGAGGCCACGUAGGGUGUCCCUGGAGGCAGGGCAGAGCGCAGGUGUAGAGCGUGCGGCCCCGCCCACUUUGCUGGAACAGCUCAGAGCACCCGGCUGCAGGGCCUUCCCUGUUCCUGACUCUAUGCUGGCCACUGCACUGCUGCUGUUGGUCCAUGUCUGCAAAAGCUCCUUAGCCCUGCUCAUCAGACACCCCUACACCAGCACAUCUCAGAGCCGCCUACGUGGGUGAUGGCUCUGAGGGUCUGACGAUGGCGGGGGCGGGGCUCUCUGGGCACUGAGACUGUGCCACCACUGCCUCUUUCCAGGGUGCAGGGUCCGCACGGAGCUGCUCCAUCUGCCUGUGGGCCGCACACUGCCACUCAUCAGAGCAAAGGAGCUUCUACCUCUCUGUCUCCAUCAGUGAACCUGGGGUCUGACCUAGCACUCCACAGCGGCCCCUGCACCCACAGGUGGCAGGACUCGCCUCUCUGGAGGCGGCCAGGAGCCACACUGCAGAAGCUCGGGCCACAGGGGCUCCCCAAACCCCCACCCUCUGCCCCGGGCAGUGCUGGCCAUCGACCUGAGGUGAGGGCUGUGCAUGGCUGGAGGGAGCAGGCUGGACACAUGGGUCCCUGCUCUGCGGUGUCCUUGGCACACCCCCUACAGGCACCCCAGCUCCUCGACGGGGGCCUGCCACAACCGCAGAGGAGGAAAGAGCACAAGUGGGGGCCGCCUUGGAGGGGGUUUCUGUGCUGGCAGGGAAAGGGUGCCCGGGGGGCUGUGGACAGGGAGGCCCGGCCCCUACCCCACAGGGAGCGUACCCCCAUGUCCCCAAGGAUGGGAGGGGACCACUGCAUCUACUCUUCCUGUAAGCGUCUACUCUUCCUGUAAGCGUCUACUCUUCCUGUAAACGUCCACUCCUUCCCUGGGGACCUGCAGGCACCUGCCUAGGGGACAGCUGGACAGAGUGGCGUCACCUGACCGCUCUGCCUGCACACCUUCAGCACAAGUGCCAGGCUCCGGCCGCCUCUGGUCGUGCAUUCUGCCAGCCACAGGCAGGGCUGAAAGCCAGCGUUCCGGUGACCAUGCUGGCUGCAGGGCGACACUCGGGCUUGUGCCACUGGGCGUCAGAACCAGUGUGGCCUUGUGGGGGGAGGCGGUGGCCAUGCUGGGGAGACUGGCUGAGGCCGAGCUGAAGCUCAGCAGGUGGGAGGAAGAGAACGUGGGAAGGGCCAGCCCCUGGCCGGAGACGUGGAGCCUGUCACUCGCAGCAUCCAGACCCACACAGAGCGGGAGCGGCAGUUUGUACAAACGCGCGCUUGUGACCCUCAGGGUCUGCCUGAGCAAGCCGAGGACGACACCCACAGGGCCCUGUCCUGCGAAGGGCCCGCCGCCACCUCGCUGCGCCCGCCCAGCGGCCCCGCGUGCAGGGCGCCUGGGACACUCCCGCAGCGGGGCUGCCAUCCUCUCACGGCGCGGGGCUGCCCUCCUGCCUUCACACGUCCACACUGUCGCCAGGCGCUACUCUCCACAGCCCGAGGGCAGGCCUUGAAACCAUGCGUUUCGGUACCCUGAUAGAAGACGGGGCGGAAACCCAGGAGGGAUGCGAACACUCAGUCUCGAGAACAGCAAGUUCCUCUGUAAAGGGAAGGCCUCCCCUUCCCUGAGCACGCGGCGGCCGGGACGCACAGGUGCCGCCCCUCCAGGCCCCUCAGGUGGCUCCCUGCUCCUCUGCGCAGAACUGGGACGUCGUGCAGAGCAAGCGGAGUCCACAGGGCUCAGGGUCACUGCCAUGGAUUUCUGUGACACAGUCUGUGCGGGUGGGUUUCUCUUUCUCCUUAUACAAGCACCGCUGUUUAAGACGAGAAGAAACAGCUUGGGUACAACACAGUGCCAACCAACGUGACAAGGCAAUGUUUUUAAUGACUGACCUACCUUUUAUAAAGCCUGAGUCAUUUAACAGGUGGUUCUGUUUCUUCCUGAAAGAUCUCAGUAAUACCUGUUCCUCAUUCUUGGCAAAGUCACUCAAAGUCUUGAGGGAAAACCAAGAGGGCGCAGGAGCGCCUGUCCGCCCAGGCCACGAGCAGGGCGGGCCGCGCCGGCAGCCGCCGCGUCGGUCUGCCAGCACCACAGCCGCGUGGGGGCCACGCACUCGGGGCCUGGUGUGGCGGCUUCACGCUGCCGCCGCUCCACCACACAGACCCGCAGGCCCGGGGCUGGGCCUCCUGCGAUGCUGCCUGUCUGCCAGACGUCCCUGCCACCCACCCUCGCCUCCACAGCUAGCCGGGACACACGUCUGCGUUUAUUUCAUAGGAAGCUGGUAACAGAGUACAAAGAACACAAAACUCAUUCUUGUUUAUGUUUGUAUCACAGCCAAUUGAUUUUAGGAUUUAACCUUAGUAAUAACAACGUAUCUACUGACUCUUAGGAUUCAAAACCAGUUAAGUGAUAAGAGUUUUUCCUAAGUAGUAUUUAUAAAAUGUAAGGUUCUACGUGUCUCCUUAACAAUUAGAAUCCUCAGAUUUUCCUCACAAACACACUUCUAUCAGGGUGACUGUCUCAACCCAGACUCAAGACAACACAUGCUGUGCCUGACUGCUGGGCCCGGACAGAAUGGGGACACGGAGACAGCGGCUGCCUCUGCGACAAGUCUGUGGGUGGUCCCUGGCGGCAACCAUGCCUACCCCCACCGGCUGCUCAUUCAGGGGGCAAGUGCUCAGAGAACAAGCCUGCAUCGCUCUGUGCUGAUGCUAAAGGAGAAUGCUCAUCAGACAGGGCUGCACUCAGCCCUUGGGAGGCCCAACCCUCGUGGAGGCAGAAGGGGCCCCAGGAAGAGAAAGGUCUGGUCAGCUUGCUGCUCUCUGACAAUUCAAAACUUUUACCAUUUAGUUUAAGGCUCUUUUUUAAAAACAAAAUUUCUGAUCAAGUGUUCGCUAAAACUGAAGUGUUACUUUGUCAAAAUAUUUAUUCCUUUGUGUGACAUGCUAGAUUCCCAUGGAUGUAGCGGAUCAUUUCUACUGUAAAUAUUACCUAACUUUACAUAAACAAUGUCAUAAUAAACUAUUUUUGCAUCACCCUU